Messenger RNA from Apaloderma vittatum (bar-tailed trogon), 712 nucleotides. RefSeq names its product neuron navigator 2-like. The record is from RefSeq and is a predicted model, not a curated record. Gene Ontology annotation, molecular function: protein binding. The annotation marks the transcript as partial. Gene Ontology annotation, biological process: nervous system development; neurogenesis. NCBI's taxonomy places the organism in Eukaryota, Metazoa, Chordata, Aves, Trogoniformes, Trogonidae. The transcript has 6 exons.
AUGAGCGUGAUGCUGUGGCGAUGGGAGCAGAACAACAGCACCAUGAAGCUGAUUUAUACAGAUUGGGCUAAUCACUAUCUAGCAAAAUCUGGUCACAAGAGAUUGAUAAAGGAUCUACAGCAAGAUGUGACUGAUGGAGUCCUGCUAGCUGAAAUAAUCCAGGUUGUAGCAAAUGAAAAGAUUGAAGACAUCAAUGGCUGCCCAAAAAAUAGGUCUCAAAUGAUUGAAAACAUAGAUGCAUGCCUGAGUUUCUUGGCUGCGAAGGGAAUUAACAUCCAGGGGCUGUCAGCAGAAGAGAUCAGGAAUGGGAAUCUAAAGGCCAUCCUGGGCCUUUUCUUCAGUUUAUCUCGAUACAAGCAACAGCAGCAGCAGCCACAGAAACAGCAACCGCAACACCAUCCGUCCCAGCAGCCUCCCCCAGUCUCCCAGCAAGCGUCCCCGUGCCAGGUCGGGGUACCCCAGCAGCAGGUACCGGCUCUGCUCCAGACUCCGUGCCAACAGCCCCUGCAAGCUGCGCAGCAUCAGUUCAAAGCACAACCAGAAAUGCAGUCCAGACUUCCAGGCCCCACCACGAGAGUGUCCGCUGCAGGCAGUGAGGCCAAAGCUCGUGGUUCUAUUAGUGCCAACAAUCGACGCAGCCAGAGCUUUAAUAAUUACGACAAAUCUAAGCCUGGACUUCCCCCUCCAACGCCAACGAGUAGCAAUGACAAAG